This is a messenger RNA of Ochotona princeps (American pika), 1072 nucleotides long. RefSeq names its product jerky protein homolog. The coding region runs from base 17 to 742 and encodes 241 amino acids. The transcript has 2 exons. NCBI's taxonomy places the organism in Eukaryota, Metazoa, Chordata, Mammalia, Lagomorpha, Ochotonidae. Gene Ontology annotation, cellular component: nucleus. Gene Ontology annotation, molecular function: DNA binding. The record is from RefSeq and is a predicted model, not a curated record.
AGCAGCCAGGGCACAAAUGGUCAAGCUGUUGGAGAAACUGGACAGGGGUGUAAGCGUGAAACACUUGAUGGAAGAGUAUGGUGUUGGAAUGACCACCAUAUAUGAUCUGAAGAAACAGAAGGAUAAGCUCUUGAAGUUCUGUGCGGAAAGUGAUGAGCCAAGGUUAAUGAAAACCAGAAAGACACUGCAUAAAGCUAAAAAUGAAGAUCUGGAUCGUAUAUUGAAAGAGUGGAUCCGCCAGCGUCGCAGUGAACACAAGCCACUGAAUGGUAUGCUGAUCAUGAAACAAGCCAGAAUCUAUCAUGAGGAACUGAAAAUUGAAGGCAACUGUGAAUACUCAACAGGCUGGUUGCAGAAGUUUAAGAAAAGACAUGGCAUUAAGUUUGUAAAGAUUUGUCGUGAUAAAGCAUCCAGUGAUCACAAAGCAGUAGAGCAUUAUGUUGAAGAGGUGGAUUUGGACAAAGACUUUAACACUGAUAGUCAGACUCGAGCCGUUCGUUCGUUGACUGGUGGCGAGAUGGCCAAAGUGCUUCUGAAUCAGCAGGACUGUUGUAAAGAUGCUGAUAAAGAUGGUGUUGUGGACACCGGAGCACAAGUGCCUAUAGACGACAUGGUGAAAAUGUGUGAUGGGCUUAUUGAAGGACUAGAACAGCGUGCAUUCAUAACAGAACAAGAAAUCAAGUCAGUUUAUAAAAUCAAAGAGAGACUGUUAAGACAAAAACUAUUGCUAAUGAGCAGAUGACUCUAGAGGGAACAGUUAAAAAAGUCAUCCAGCAGAACACCUCCUCAUCCCUGGAGGACCCACUUCCUGGUUCCUCAACUGCGUCGGAUGUUUCCUCUCACCCCAAAGCAAUGAAGUAGAGGGCACAGUGGCCUCUCAGUAGACAGGUGUUGUGGGUGGACACUGCCGGACCGCUGUGGCUAAUCCUUGCUGCUACUUGCCAGCUGGUGCGGAUUUUCUGGUGAUGUUAAAGUGUUGCUUAGUUACCCUGAGCUUGUUUUUCACUGUACUAAUGAUAUGUCAUAUUUUUCACUGUUAAGUGCUUGUGUGAAAAUAAAUAUAAAAAAAUUA